CAAGAACCUACAUAGCUGUGUAGAACCUACAUAGCUCUCUGCCGGCUGUAGGAAGGAAGAGCCCCAUCCAGGUCAAGCAGCGACACUCAAUCGCUCGAAAACGACACACGAGUUAACACUUCUAAACAAGAAGAGGCCUCUUGGUUGAGAACGAGCACUUUUUCCUGGUCAACCAGCAUACAUUCCGCGCGAAUCAGACGAUGGCGGAUGCGUUUGACUCCGGCGAGGGACUCGCUGUUGAAGGAGACAACGUGGACCUCAACCAAUUGAAGGGCCUGUUCACCGAGUGGCUUGACUCCGACGUGCAGGACGGGAUAUAUAGGGAUCGUAUCAACGCCUUAAAAGGCGCCAAGCAUCUUAGACUUGUGGUCGACCUCAACCACCUACGAUCAGAUGGGCGCGGCGACCUCGCUGGCCGUAUCAUGCGCCGGCCAGCUCCACACAUGUACGCACUGCGUGAGGCUGCGCGCGACGUGGCUCUGGCCAUGGAUCCUGCAUUCAUCAAGACGCUCAAGGACAGAGACAUUCUUAUUGGAUUCGAGGGAAGCUUCGGACAUCAACACGUCAGCCCGCGAGGACUCCUUGCAUCGUAUUUACGCACCUUGGUUUGCGUGGAGGGCAUCGUUACUAAGUGCACUAGCGUACGACCGAAGCUGGUGAAGUCUGUUCACUUCAAUCCAUCCAACCAGAGCUUCACGAGUCGCGAGUACAGGGACAGCACAGCAGUGGAGCUUGGGCUGGACGCUGGCGGCAGAGAAAAUUUGCCUACUACCACCCUCUACCCGACCAAGGAUGCCGAGGGUAAUCCGCUGGAAACGGAGUACGGUCUUUGCCGUUUCAAAGACCACCAGACCGUCACCAUUCAGGAAAUGCCCGAGCGAGCUCCCCUCGGCCAGCUUCCUAGGUCGGUGGACGUGAUUUUGGAUGAUGAUCUCGUGGACAGAGUAAAGCCAGGCGACAGGGUGCAGAUUACCGGGUUGUACCGGGCCACCGGAGGAGCGUCCAACGGGAGCACGUCUGGUGUAUUCCGCACACUCAUCAUUGCCAACAACGUGGCCAUCCUUGGCAAGGACGUGGGCAGUGUUCAAAUGACUCCGACCGACAUCAAGAACAUUCGAGAGGUUGCCGAACGGGACGAUGUGCUGGAGCUCCUUGCCAAGAGCCUGGCGCCAUCGAUCUACGGCCAUGACCACAUCAAGAAGGCCCUGGUGCUCCAGCUGUUGGGCGGCGAGGAGAAAAACCUUGCCAACGGUACGCAUCUUCGCGGAGAUAUCAACCUCAUGAUGGUUGGCGACCCUUCUACUGCAAAAUCGCAGCUGCUUCGCUGCGUGCUGAACACGGCACCGCUUGCCAUCAAUACCUCUGGGCGUGGCUCAAGUGGCGUUGGGUUGACAGCGGCUGUAACGACUGACAAGGAAACAGGCGAGCGGCGACUGGAGGCGGGGGCGAUGGUCCUUGCUGAUCGCGGUGUGGUUUGUAUCGACGAGUUCGACAAAAUGAGCGAAAUGGACCGCGUUGCGAUUCACGAGGUUAUGGAGCAGCAGACAGUGACUAUCGCCAAAGCAGGUAUCCAUGCCAGCCUCAACGCUCGCUGUAGUGUGGUGGCGGCAGCCAAUCCUGUGUACGGUCAGUACGACAAGACCAAGCGCCCCCAGGAAAACAUCGGCCUCCCAGACUCGCUUCUAUCCCGGUUCGAUCUGCUUUUCGUGGUUCUUGACCAGCUUGACGCAGAAAACGACCGUGCGAUCAGCGAGCAUGUCCUGCGUGGGCACCGCUUCCGCAAACCUGGCUCGGACAUGGAACCCGAGCAACUCAAUGGUUCAUCCGCGGAAGGAGCAGGCGAACAAGAGCAGACGGAGUCGCCAGAGGAAGCUGCGCAGGUUUGGGAGAAGCACCAUCCGCUUCUUCGGGCAUCCAGGAACACGCACGAGGAACUCGUGUGCCAGAAGUUCCUCAAGAAAUUCUUGCACUACAGCAAACACCGCAUCCACCCAGAGCUAACUGAAGACGCCCGUGAGCACAUCGCGAGUGCAUAUGCUUCACUCCGAAGCAAGCAGGGAAACAACCGAAGCCUUCCAGUGACCGCACGUUCUCUCGAGACGUUGAUCCGUCUGGCGUCAGCUCACGCCAAGGCACGCCUUAGCCACAAGGUCGAAGAAGCAGACGCAGCCAAGGCAAUGAACUUGAUGAGCUUUGCUCUUUACCACGAGACCGCCGCUUCCCUGGACGAACAACAUGAUGAGAACAGCCGAGGCAGAGACGACACGCUCCAGACAAACAGCCAACACCAAAACCAGCACGAGGGCCGAGGAGCCAAGGACGACGAUGCUAGACCUGGCGCCAAGCGCCGCCGGACAAGCAGCCAAGACGUGGCUGGUGCAACAAGCAGAUCAACGCGCGGUGACCAGAAUGUCGAUCCGGCGGCGCGUACGCAGACUGCGACGCAGUUGGUUCUGGAGGUCAUGCGAGAAAAAGACCAAAUGUCUCUCGGCGACUUGCUGUCAGCGACAAAUGCCGCUGCCACGGCCGGCACAAACUUCACACGAGCGGAGCUCAAGGCUGUCCUAUCGACCCUAGACGACGAGAACAAGAUUAUGUUUUACGAUGACAUGGUUCACAAGGUCUGAAGCCUUUUGCCUCUCGGUUGUGUUCCCACGGACAAAGGAGACUGUUUUUUUAUUUUGCGUGAGAGUGGCUAUCUCUUUGUUUCCUCCUCAUGCUGGACGGUUUAUGAACCUGCUGAAAAAUAUGUUGUGAGCUUGCUCUGUUGAAUAUACAGCGAAGUUUCCUAUGCGUGAGGGGGUCAUGCCACUUUGACUUAAACCUUCAGCGAGCCUCUCUUUGCACUGCGAGCUUCUCUUUGCAAUGAUAUGCAAUAUUUGUUUGUAAGAUUGGGUUGGGUUUGUCGUUAUUUAUUCAGUAGCAGACGCGUUGGCACAUACAGUAGCUUUGGACGAUAUACAUGUUGUUGCCCCACCAAAGUCUGAACCGUUCACGCGGUACUUGUUUGGCAGUCACAUAGAAUUUGGCAGGUCACGGUAACACGCCAAGCUGUAGAGAGCGGUUUGCUUUCCUUACUUCGUUGGAACACAAUUUAUCUUCCUAGUUUCAUAUCUUUUGUGCCCCGUGAGCUGUCGGUCUCGUGUAGGCAGCAUAUCUCGAACCACACUGCACCAGGCGAUCAUUGUAGCGUUGAGAGAGCUGGCUGAGCCCGGGUGCAAGACGCAGCACCUUCUCUUGCCCCCUAGCUAUUUAAGUAAUGUUGAAAGUCCUUAUUGUUCCUUG
Molecule: messenger RNA, 3285 nt
Organism: Ectocarpus sp. CCAP 1310/34
Lineage: Eukaryota; Phaeophyceae; Ectocarpales; Ectocarpaceae
Source: the annotation of a GenBank genome assembly